Messenger RNA from Aspergillus heteromorphus CBS 117.55, 765 nucleotides. RefSeq lists its product as uncharacterized. The record is from RefSeq and is a predicted model, not a curated record. Bases 1 to 642 code for a protein of 213 amino acids. NCBI's taxonomy places the organism in Eukaryota, Fungi, Ascomycota, Eurotiomycetes, Eurotiales, Aspergillaceae. The transcript has 2 exons.
AUGUCCGCUAGACGCAGCAAGGCCAUGCCCACCGAUGGGCCAACGGCCAAGUUCCUCUACACCAUCAUCAAGCAACUGGACCUGAAAUCGAUUGACUGGAGUCUGGUGGCAUCUCAGCUCGAAAUCUCCAAUGGACACGCUGCUCGGAUGCGAUAUUCGCGGUUCAGACAGCAGAUGGAGGGUCUUACGUCCAAACCCCGAGCGCCUCGUCCCAAGAAACCCGCCAAUAAAGCACCCAAGGCAGGACCCGGCAAAGCCGAAUUGAUGAAUGAGCCUAUGUCUUCACCUCCAGCGGUCAUGAAGCAAGAGUCUCAUUUCCCUGUGUAUGAGUCGAGCCACCCAUACAUGAAGUCCGAUCCGUACGGCCCUAGGGUCCAAAACCUGGCGGAUAUCCCUCUCGCUUCACCCCAGACCAUGGCAACCUCAGCGGUUCAGCCACAAAUGGUGCCAUACAGGCCAAUGGCAAUCUCCCCGGAGACGACCAUGUUCGCGUCGGCACCGUGCUUUUCAGCUGAGCGUUCCGAUGGUCCUGGAUACCCGCCAUUCGUCCACAGUUGGGCGCCCAUCAAGUCUGAGCCCUUGGAGGGAGAUGGCAUUUUCGAAAGGGCAGUUAAAGUGGAGCCACCGCAGGAGCCGAAUUGACUCGCCAGAGGUAUUGAGGGUGGUACCGUACAUGCUAUCAGGGGGGAUGAUGGUGGUGGUUCCCAAUUGUUCUUUUGCGCUUUAGAAUCUAAGUUGUUUGCACCAUGUCGUCGCAGAAACAAG